AUGCCGACGAACCUUACUCUCACGGCUUGUUCAUACCCUCUCUGGGCCAGCUACGUCGAUCGUGAGAUCCGUGACCUCGAACGCUCCUCGCCCGCUCCUAGCAUCGAGCAACUUCAACAUGCAAAAGAACGAGCCACUCUCAAGUUCCGCCAGAAGCUUCGUAUCGACAUCAGCAUUGCAUGUGCCGCGCAACUACGCAGCUGCAACGACGAGUCGUGUGACUGGACUACGUGUCUCACCUGCACUGAGGCUAUCAGGCGUGCCAGGGAUCAUGGCGUGGCCCACAGCACACCUUUCAAGACAGCAAUAGCCGAACGCAUCGCCGACGCAGCACGCCUGGCGAGCAAUUUACGCAAUCCCCCAAGUCCGACGGCAGUUAGCGCCUUCCUCCCGCCUCGCGAUCAUCUUACAGUCCGCGCUCAGGUCUCUAACCACGAGUACGGUACCCCGUUUCCUUCUCGCGGGCCAGAGAUCGAUAAGUUCCUCCACGAUGCGGACUAUGCCCUACACUCUGAGCAUGACGGCGAAGAGAUGGAUAACCUUCUUAACGCCGAGCACUAUGGAGAGGAGGAUAACGGCGAAGAAAUCGACGAUCUGCGCCUGCUCGAGUACGGCGAAGAAGAGGAUGAUAGCGGCAAAGAGCCCGGAGAUGACGAAGACGAGGUCGACGACCUGCGCCUACUCGAGUACGGCGAAGAAGAGGAUGACAGUAGCAAAGAGCCCGGAGAUGACGAAUACGAGACCGACGACCUGCGCCUGCUUGAGUACGGCGAAGAAGAGGAUGACGGCGGCAAAGAGCCCGAGGAUGACGAAUACGAGACUGACGACCUGCGCCUGCUUGAGUACAGCGAAGAAGAGGAUGACGGCGGCAAAGAGCCCGAGGAUGACGAAUACGAGACUGACGACCUACGCAUGCACGAGCACGAUAGAGGCCAUAAGCGAGAGGAUGAAGAUGACGAGAUCGACGAACGUGUACAUGCCGAGCACGAUACAGAAGAUCCCGUCAUAGUUAUCAGCGAUCAAAGCUCGGAUGACGAAGACGACCAGUCCGCCGACUUCCUCCUCCAAGACGAGUAUAAGGCGGCACAAUCUGUCGCACCUGUCCAUUCAUCGGCGGAGCAACACCACGGCAAUGCUGCUAACGACGGCGAAGACGAGGUCCAGGACCAAGAUGAGAGUGAGGAUGAUGCUGACGCCGCCCCUGACGACAGCAGCAUCUCCACCGAGUCCUUCCAUGAUUAUAAUCAAGAUCGCGCCGAUUUCAGGUUCGAGCCUGACUCUCUUUCUGAAUACGACAGUGAGGAUCAAAAAAUCAUACCUAUCGGUGUCACUCAGCUGCGAGGUAUCGACAUCCGCAAUGCGAUCAACACUCAACCGCCUCAUUACGUAAGAACUCCUCUCUGA
This is a messenger RNA of Zymoseptoria tritici IPO323, 1404 nucleotides long. RefSeq lists its product as uncharacterized. The transcript is spliced from 4 exons. NCBI's taxonomy places the organism in Eukaryota, Fungi, Ascomycota, Dothideomycetes, Mycosphaerellales, Mycosphaerellaceae. The record is from RefSeq and is a predicted model, not a curated record. The coding region runs from base 1 to 1404 and encodes 467 amino acids.